AUGAGUGACUCUGUUCGCAAGAAGGAAUUUUUCGACUACGAGAGCCGCGUGCGGAUUGAGAAGCACGCACAACAACUUAACACCAACAACAAGCAGUACAUCUCUAGACAUCCCGAGAUAACAUUGGUCCUACACGACAUACUGCAACACCUGCUCAUUCACAAGCCUGAGGAUCCCCUCGCGGCCAUACAGGAAUAUGCCAUUGACCGCCAGCCACCGGCGCGUAGAGCGCAGCUUCUGAAAAAGGAAGAGUGA
Trypanosoma brucei brucei TREU927 is the source of this 255-nucleotide messenger RNA. RefSeq lists its product as hypothetical. The transcript has a single exon. Bases 1 to 255 code for a protein of 84 amino acids. The record is from RefSeq and is a predicted model, not a curated record. NCBI's taxonomy places the organism in Eukaryota, Euglenozoa, Kinetoplastea, Trypanosomatida, Trypanosomatidae.